Messenger RNA from Dimorphilus gyrociliatus, 1069 nucleotides. Lineage: Eukaryota; Metazoa; Annelida; Polychaeta; Dinophilidae. The record is from the annotation of a GenBank genome assembly.
GUCAUUCUUUGGGAAAAUGCUUUGUUUUAAACAUGCUCUUCCUUUUUUCCUUUUACUCGUAUUCUAUAUGGACGUUUGCUAUGGAAAAACUCAAGAAAUGCUCGUUGCAACGGUUGAUGACGAUCAACUGAACAGCAGAGGUGAGCGUCCCUUUCCUGCUUCUCCGUUCCCUCCUGCUCCACCCUUUUCACCAGCUGGAAUGGCAAAACUACUCUUGGAACCUUUUUUCAUAAGGGGAACGGAAGUAGGUAAUUACAGAGAACCAUUACCCUUAAAAGAUUUAACUAAGAGGCAAUGUGAAAGUUUAAUACAAAAUCUUGGUCAAAUAAGAUAUAGCUUGAACGCUACCUUUCAAUUUCCAUUCUGCUCUAGUCAACUAAGCGAAUUGAUCGAAAUAAAAAGAUAUAAAGAAAACAUGCUACCAGUGAGACUUGACCAUUGUUUGAAUUGGGAUAGAAAGAGAAGUCGAAAAUAUAAGAAAGAGUUAGCUUUAAACGAAUUGACUGAACACGAAUCCCAAUGUAAAAAUGAGGAUCUGGCUAUAUGCGUGGCUAGAUACAAGAGAAUAAGAAGCUACCUUAAACUACAUCCAAACAAUUUUACUGAUGAUGGACUCGUAGAAUUAGAGCAAGAAAUGAAAAAAACAAUUCGUUGUAUGGAGAAGUACAAUUCAAAAAUGAAUAAUAAACUACUAGAAGGUUGCGUCUACGAUAGAUAUAUAUUUAAACCUAAUGUCUGGAAUACUAAUAAAGCAUCUUGGAAAGCCUUUUUAGGCGGUUGUUUAAUCAACUAUAAUUUCCAACAAUAUAGAUGCUCCUAUCCUUUUGUUUACGAAUCUGAUGUUUGCGAUAAACGGAAUUAUAAGAAAAAAUUUAAAAAACAUUUUGACUGUGUUAGAGAAGUAAGAGAACAGAUGGGAGGACCGCAAAACUGCGGAUAUUACGAUGAUAAAUUUGAAAAGUUUCUUAAUAAGAAGACGAGGGAACGCUGUUCUGUUAGACGUCAAUUUCAGAAGCAAAUUGAAGAAAGUAAAAAACCCUGUUCGUCACCGCAUUAUAAAGUACAGUAA